Molecule: messenger RNA, 609 nt
Organism: Tetrahymena thermophila SB210
Lineage: Eukaryota; Ciliophora; Oligohymenophorea; Hymenostomatida; Tetrahymenidae
Exons: 3
Source: RefSeq, a predicted model, not a curated record
AUGAUACAUUUCUUUUUUAUUUUUUUUGUUAUACUAAUUAUUGUUCGUCUAAAAAUUAAUAAUUAACGUUCAAAAAAAAUAGGUGAAAUAAAAAAUUUCUUUUAAAAGUAUUUACCAAAAAGAGUGUUUUAUUUUAUAUUUAUCAAAGAAUAAGACCAUUAAAGAGCCUUAAAACGAUGGAUUAAUUUAAAAAAGAACAUCACUUUUUUAACAAAAUAAAAAGCUGAAUAAAUUAAAUUUAAUUGCGACCUUAUAAUUAGUAAAUAAGCAUCUAAAAUAUAAAAAAGUCCAUCAGAUAUGAAGCAGAUUUUUAAUAAACAAUAGAUUGAUGAUUUUACUUCUUUAAAUUAACUCUAACUAAUUUAAUUUUCAAAUCCUAGAGCUUCUUUUUCAAACAAUAACAGAAGCAAGUUUUUUAACUUUAAUAUAGAGAAAAAAGAGUCUGAAUAAUAAAGCUAUCAAUAAUAUGAUUAAGAUUUAUAAUCUUAACUGAGCAGUUAAGAUAUUUAAAAUAGCUGGUAAUAUAAUGAAUACCCAAAAGACUAAUAAUAAAAAAAUUAAAUAAUAAAUAUAGAUGGUAUGAAAUAAAAUAACUGUAUCAAAAAAUGA